Molecule: messenger RNA, 1733 nt
Organism: Phalaenopsis equestris
Lineage: Eukaryota; Viridiplantae; Streptophyta; Magnoliopsida; Asparagales; Orchidaceae
Product: CBS domain-containing protein CBSX6
Exons: 2
Coding region: 440-1657 (405 amino acids)
Source: RefSeq, a predicted model, not a curated record
AAAAUAAAAAAUAAAAAAAUCAAUUUUUUACCGGUAACGUUACCUGCAGCUCACCGCAACUACACUUCCACCACUAUACGUCUAUACGUGAUCCAACGACUUUGGCCAUCUAUAAAACUGCAAGAACGUGGGCGAAUCCCGUCUUCCAUCCCCAUCUGGCGACCGCCACUUGAUCACGCCUCUCGUUCUACUCCCGGCGAUUUCGGCAGAACCCUGAACCUUUGAUGGGCAUUUCCCCUCCGGUCUUCUUACAUGGCAGCCGGCCUAGCCACCGUUAGCUCCGCCCCUCUUCUCUUCUUCCCUGAUGUCAUAAUUGCACGUUCAAAGCCCGUUUGUAGCUUCCUACUCCUCCACCUGACUCUUCUUCACUCUCUUUUAUAACCCUAGGCGAUUUCCCAAUCUAGGGACUUGCGAUCGAUUGAGUUCUGGGACUUGUAGGAUGGCGGCGGUUUUCUUGCAUCAUGUGGUUGGAGAUCUCACAGUGGGGAAGCCUGAUAUGAGGGAGUUCUGGGAAGGGGAGACGGUGGAAGCAGCGAUUGGGGAGAUUGGAGAGGGCUCGGAGAGAGCGGUCACAGUAUGGCGAAGGAAAGGGGAGGAGGUUGUCGGGGAGAGUGAGAGGGCCGCGAGGUUCGUUGGGAUUUUGAAUUCAUUGGACGUGGUGGCGUUUCUGGCUAGGGAAGGGGAUCGGGAGAAGGCAAUGGGGACACCAGUCAGGGAGGUCGUUAAACAUAAUCCAUCGCUGCUUAAAGAGGUCGAUCCUGCGGCUAGGUUGAUUGAUGCACUGGAGAUGAUGAAACAGGGUGUUCAGUGCCUCAUUGUGCGCAAGAGUGUCGCAUGGAAAGGCAUCAGCAAGCGCUUUUCCAUUCUCUACAACGGCAAAUGGCUAAAAAAUUCUGACUCUUCUCCCACAAAUUUAACCACCAACUUCUGUGAAAACAGUGGCUCCCCUUCUUCAUCCUCCAAAGAGAUCCAAUACUGCUGUCUAUCCAGGGAAGAUGUUGUCCGCUUCGUCAUCGGCUGCCUCGGCGCCCUCGCUCCAAUACCCCUGUCCUCAAUAUCUUCUCUGGGCGCCUUAAGUUAUAACUACCACUUCAUCGAGGCCUCCUCCCCCGCCCUUGAAAUCCUCCACAAUUUUCCUCAGAACCCGUGUGUUGCCGCCGUGGUGGAGACCUCGGUCGAUGGUGCUUGGAAGAUCAUCGGCGAGAUUUCGGCAUACAAACUUUGGAAAUGUGACUAUGUCUCUGCUGCCUGGGCCAUGUCGAACCUUUCGGCCGGUCAGUUCGUGAUGGGCUCUGAGGAUGAGGACCAGGACUCGCCUCCGGACUUCGUCCUCACCUCUCAGUUGGAGAACGGAAUUGUGGAGUCUGUCAGGCACAAGAAAUUCAGCAGCCGGAGCAUGGGGUUCUUAAGCCAGCAGCCAUUGGGUGGCUGGAGGUCAACGCGGAGCAUGUAUAGGGGCCGCAGCGCACCUCUCACCUGCCGGACGACAAGCUCUCUCGCAGCGGUCAUGGCCCAGAUGCUUUCGCACCGGGCAACACAUGUUUGGGUGACAGAAGCCGAGCUGGAAGAAAACAUACUUGUGGGCAUUGUGAGCUACAAUGAUAUUCUGCAUGCAAUUACGAAGAACCCUGCUAGUGUUUCUACAAUCAUGCCAUGAAAACUUUUGAUCUGUUCUUUAUUGUUCGUCUGAUGUAGCGAAGAUUUAAAGCGAAGAUUUAAAGUGAUGUUUUGUU